Molecule: messenger RNA, 1414 nt
Organism: Zingiber officinale
Lineage: Eukaryota; Viridiplantae; Streptophyta; Magnoliopsida; Zingiberales; Zingiberaceae
Exons: 4
Coding region: 172-1218 (348 amino acids)
Source: RefSeq, a predicted model, not a curated record
CGUACUGGGCCCCUUCAUUCGUUGCCCUCCUAUCCAUCGAAGAGAAGCGUGUCCGCUGCUCAAGCGACGGCGCUCGCUAGGUGACCGAUCCAUCACACUCUCUCUCUCUCUCUCUCUCUCUCUCUCCCUGCUCUUUUUCCGAGACGCAAACAGCUCGUUUCUCUGCCGGCGAUGGCAGGGCGAGCCGCAAGGCUGGUCAUGGUGGCGUCCUUCUUGGCCGGGCUGGCGAGCUGGUACUACGCAGUGUACAUCAGGCCGCCGGCGCCCACGCCGUGCGGAUCGGAAGGCGGGCCGCCGGUGACCGCCACGCGGAUCCGGCUCCGGGACGGGCGGUUCUUGGCCUACUCGGAGACGGGGGUGGCGAGGGGGACCGCUGCGUACAAGAUCGUUUUAGCCCAUGGGUUCGGAGGGUCCAGGCUCGACGCCCCUCGCGUCUCUCCGGGACUGUUAGAAGAACUGCGUAUUUAUAUGGUGGGUUACGAUCGAGCUGGUUUGGGAGAAAGUGAUCCUAAUCCGAAUCGCUCAUUGAGGAGCGAAGCAUCAGACAUCACAGAGCUGGCAGAUGCUUUGGAGUUGGGCCCUCGGUUUUACUUGGUUGGCUUCUCCUUGGGUGGUCAUGCUGUUUGGGCAUCAAUCAAGUACAUUCCAGGAAGACUUGCUGGAGCAGCACUUAUGGCACCUGUUAUAAACUACAGAUGGCCUGGGUUCCCAAGCAAUCUGUCAAAUGAGGCUUACAAAAAACAACAGCUUGGAGAUCAAUGGGCGCUAAGAGUUGCAUACUACGCCCCAUGGUUGCUUCACUGGUGGAUGAACCAGCCAUGGUUACCCCAAUCCACUGUCAUCAAAGGCACGACUCAUCUGCCCAACCGCUUGGAUGAACAAAUUCAUCAAUAUGCCAUCGCCAACAAACUAUUCGAAGAGAGGAGGAAGCUAGCCACUCAACAAGGCGUUCAAGAGUCAUUUUAUAGGGACAUGGCGGUUAUGUUUGGCAAGUGGGAAUUUGAUCCAAUGGAGCUCUCACAACCACCGUUUCCAGUUCAUAUAUGGCAAGGUGACGAAGACGGAUUGGUGCCGGUGACACUGCAACGAUACAUCAGCAGUCGUCUCAGUUGGAUCGAGUACCAUGAAUUGGAGGCCACAGGACACUAUCUCGCAGCUGUGGAGGGAUUGGGCGAUGUGAUGCUUAAGGCCUUGCUGGUGGAAUCAUUUGCGAGGUGAGGGCUUCUUUAGUCUCUACUUAUAGCUUUUAAAACUGGCAUCAUAUUUGGCUCCGAUAAGUUGCGACCUGGGUAUUAUAUAUGCCUGUUGUUUGUAUCUGCAAUGUAUCAGAAGUUUGGUCUAGAGUAACUUGUAUUAAGCAUCAACAUAAAUUUAUGUCGUCGUAUGUUAAAUCAUUGUUUCAAAAAUUGCAUUA